Vicia villosa (hairy vetch) is the source of this 1493-nucleotide messenger RNA. RefSeq names its product probable WRKY transcription factor 26. Gene Ontology annotation, biological process: regulation of DNA-templated transcription. NCBI's taxonomy places the organism in Eukaryota, Viridiplantae, Streptophyta, Magnoliopsida, Fabales, Fabaceae. Gene Ontology annotation, cellular component: nucleus. The transcript has 3 exons. Gene Ontology annotation, molecular function: transcription cis-regulatory region binding; DNA-binding transcription factor activity. Bases 1 to 1452 code for a protein of 483 amino acids. The record is from RefSeq and is a predicted model, not a curated record.
AUGGAUAAUGAUGAUUAUGAUCUAUUUUCAAUUUUUCAUAGCUGCAAUGCUAACACCUAUACUUCUCCUACCACCAUUUUUGAAACUCUUCCUCCACCUCAAACCUUAACAACCACCUCCAUCAUUACCAAUAACAUUAUGUCUCCUCAAAACACCACACCAUCUUACUUUGAUGAUUUUUCUUUAACCCAAGAAAAUAGAUCAUUCAAUUUUUCUCCACUUAAACCAACUGAUUUUAUAGAACUAGACAAAUUAAAAAUCAAUUUCAAUCCCACCACCGUUAACCCCGUCCACACCACAACUAUCCCCGUUACCAUCACCCCCACCACUACUAUCCUAGCUACCUCGGCCACCAUUACUACUACCGACAUUCCUAUCCCUACCCACAUAACCACUACUACCAUCACUAGCACUAUUAAUCAUGACUUCGAUCAAAAUUCCAAUUUUUUUCAUUUCCCAUCACUCAUCAGCGAACAGCAGAUGCAACCGAUUGAUAUUACUGGUCCUGAAAAUACUAUACCUAAUAUAAAUCCAACGACCAUUGUCCCUAUCACAACCAUCAAUAGCCUUACCACCAAUAUUCCCACACCCAUUAGUGCCGCUUUCACUUACCCUAGCCUUCCAUCAAACAUUUUUACCCCAAGUGUCGUAACCACUACACCUUCUAUGAGUACCAUGAUUAACACUAACCCUAGUUGUCAUGGAACUAAUAACCAUCCUAAGAUAUAUAAUUUCCCAAAACACUUUGAAGAACAACAUAUCCAACAAAAUCAAAACAUUCAACCGUCUGCUCUUAAGCCCGCCACUUGCAUUGAAAUCACAACGGCUCAUUUUGAUCUUGCUUACAAUCAUCCAUCAAUUUCUAAACAAUAUGCAAGAGAGUGCAAUCAACUACCAAAUCUACAACCCCAGAUUAGCUCUGAGAUUUUACCAAAUGCAGGCCCACAAGGAGAAUCCAGCAAAAAUAGGAAAAGAAAGCUUGAUAAUCCAAAGGUAGUAGAAUGGCAUAUGAGCGUAGAGAAGUUGGGUGAAGAUCCAUGGGAAUGGAGAAAAUAUGGACAAAAACCCAUCAAAGGAUCUCGAUAUCCAAGGGACUAUUAUAAAUGUAGCACUUUCAAAGAAUGUAUGGCGAAAAAACAUGUGGAGAAAAAACCAAACAAAGAGAAUAUUUAUGUUGUGACAUACAUAGGAGAGCACAACCAUCCAAAACCCAAUGUGGAUUGUUCUCCUCAUAACAAGACUUCAAAGAAGAGAUUCGGUGUCAAAAAAUAUGGAUCUUUGCCAAAGACUAGAAACUCUGAUUCUCCCAGUACGGUGAUGCCACAGUUUGAUCAGCCAGAAUGCAGCAAUGCUCAAGUUCAUAUAAGUCAAUCAAAAGAAAAUCAUCAAGAUCCUGGACUUAUAGGGAGUCAUUCACCUACUACUGAGAAAUCAGAUCAUAAUCCGAUAUGAGGAGCAUGGGAAAGACAAUACUCUGAUGACGAAGGCGAUAU